Molecule: messenger RNA, 797 nt
Organism: Hevea brasiliensis (rubber tree)
Lineage: Eukaryota; Viridiplantae; Streptophyta; Magnoliopsida; Malpighiales; Euphorbiaceae
Exons: 1
Coding region: 132-521 (129 amino acids)
Source: RefSeq, a predicted model, not a curated record
CCCCUCUCUCUCCCUUCAAAUACUGACGCAAACUCGUACCCAAACCCUCUCCCAAAUCUUUACUUUUCUGUCUUUUAUCUCUGAAACACAACUCUCUCUCUCUCUCUCUCUCUCUCUUUGUACUCUUAGAAAUGGCUACUAAUCUCCUUGCUUUGGGUCCCGUCGCAAUCAGAGCGUCGGCCGCAUCUGGUCCCCAGAGAUCCGACCCGAACCGUCGGAAAAGCUCGUCCUCCUCAUCAGCCAACUGGUGGACCCCCCUCUUUGGGUGGUCGUCUGAGCCCGACUACAUUGGCUCUGAGAGUAAAGCGGAAGAUAUGCAGUACAAAAAAGAAGGCAGAUGGGAGUCGGAUCUCGAGCCAAAAUCAGCGAGAUCUCGGUUUGCUCCUGGUUGCUUUACUGAGAAGAAAGCGAAACAGCUUCGCAUGUUGACUACUGAUAUGUCAUCGUUUCACGAUGCUAUGUAUCACUCAGCGAUCGCGUCUCGGCUCGCUUCAGACUUCAAGAACCGAUCCGAUCGGUAGUCCUGGGGCAUCUAUGGCUAAUAUCUGGAUCUUGAUGUAUUUCCUAUAUUUGAAUUUCUUUUUUCUAUAAAUAGUUUUGUGAGUAAAACUUAAUCUGGCUUGCAAACUUAAUCUGGCUUGCUAUUUUUCUUGAUGAUGCUCAGUGAUGCAUGGCGUUGUUGAUUGGUUAGUUGUAAGAUAUGUUUGAUCAUGUAAUUAUUUAAGCUGAACUGCAUCAGACCAAAGCUCUGUAAACUAUUAAUACACAAAUUUGAUGAAAUUUCAUUAUCGUUUUAA